AUGGCGGCAACCGGGCACUCGUGCCCUUGCGUGUCAUUGACAGACCAAGUUCGUUGCAGCCUUCUUUUUUUGACCGCGAUAUCGGUGACGAGCCUGACGGUGAACACCCGGGUGUACGAGGGCCAAAAGCCGGGCACCUCGGGCCUACGAAAAGCCGUCAAGAUCUUCCAACAAGAGCACUAUACGGAAAACUUCGUGCAGGCGACACUGCACGCCCUGGGCGAUCAGCUGACCGGCUGCACCCUCGUCGUCGGCGGCGACGGACGAUUUUACGUGAAGGAAGCGGUGACGAAAAUCAUCCGAAUCGCCGCGGCAAACGGGGUAAGGAAGUUAAUAGUUGGACAAAAUGGCAUUCUCUCGACGCCAGCGGUGUCGACUAUAAUACGAAAGUAUAAAACGCAAGGAGGGAUCGUUUUAACUGCGUCGCACAAUCCUGGUGGUCCUGAUGCCGACUUUGGCAUUAAAUUUAAUUGCGACAAUGGCGGCCCGGCUCCAGACAACGUAACGAAUAAAAUCUACGAGAUUACUAAAACGCUCCAGAGUUAUAAAAUUAUUCCUGAUAUUAGUAUAGAUAUUGACAAAGUGCAGAGUGUCUCUAUUGAAGUGGAUGGUAGACCAUUUAUCAUCGAUAUAAUUGAUUCUGUGAAGGAUUAUGUGGAACUUAUGAAAGAAAUUUUUGAUUUUGCGAGUAUUAGAAAAUUAUUACAAGGCAAUGCAGAUAAGCCAGCAUUUAAAAUUCUCAUCAAUUCAAUGAACGGAGUUACGGGACCGUAUGUAAAGCAAAUAUUUAGCACUGAAUUAGGCGUCGAUGAAACUAGCUUAGUAAAUAUAAAGCCAUUAGAAGAUUUCGGUGGUUUACACCCCGAUCCAAAUUUAACUUAUGCCAAAGAUUUAGUGAAUGCUGUAAAGGAAGGACCGUACGACUUUGGUGCGGCUUUUGAUGGAGACGGAGAUAGAAAUAUGAUUUUGGGCAAGAAAGCCUUCUUCGUUACUCCUUCCGAUUCCUUAGCGGUGUUAGCUGCUAAUCUAAAAUUAAUUCCGUAUUUUCAAAAGACUGGUGUUAAAGGAUAUGCUAGAUCAAUGCCAACGGCUGCGGCUGUCGAUAGAGUUGCUGUUAAAAAUGGAGUAAAAUUCUUCGAAGUUCCUACUGGAUGGAAAUAUUUCGGAAACUUAAUGGAUGCUGGAAAUCUAUCGUUGUGUGGAGAGGAAAGUUUCGGUACCGGUUCCGAUCAUAUUCGUGAGAAGGAUGGAAUAUGGGCAUGUCUAGCCUGGCUCAAUGUGAUCGCAGGACUAGGAAAAUCUGUGGAAAAUAUUUUAUUGGAUCAUUGGAAAGUUUAUGGAAGAAAUUUCUUUACUAGGUAUGAUUAUGAAAACUGCGAUUCCGCGUGCGCAGAUAAAAUGAUGCAAAGCAUCGAAACUCUAGUUGAAAAGUCAGAUUUUAUCGGCAGACAAUUGCAGUACGAAGGUAAAGAGUAUAUUGUUAAGCAGGUGGAUAAUUAUUCCUAUACGGAUUCUGUUGAUGGUAGCAAAGCUACGAAACAGGGAUUACGGAUAUUGUUUGCGGAUGGCUCCCGCAUCGUAUUCCGUUUAUCCGGAACAGGAAGUUCUGGUGCCACUAUCCGUAUGUAUAUCGAUAGUUAUGAGAAUGAUCCAGUUACUUUCGAAAAAGACGCACAACUUGUUUUAAAACCUUUAAUUAAUAUCGCAUUAGAAUUAAGCGAACUUUGUCAGCAUACUGGUCGCAACGCGCCUACUGUGAUUACAUAAGAGUUCGCUUCUUACGUUUUUGCGCUCUUCUGUUGCAGAACUGUCUUAUAAAAACAAUAACAAUUUAUAAACUCACGAUAUUAAAAUAAUAAAAAUAAAAACGGGCAAAUGAGAGUCAUGCAUAGUUGUCAGUACACAAAUUACCAAAUGCAGAUAAUUAUUUAUUAUAAUUAUUUAUUUUAAUUCAUUUAUUUUACUUCAAACGUUUUGGCUCAUCUCCAGGUCAUUAUCAGUGAAUAUUGUCGACAUUUAAACUUUGAAGAAUGUUUCUUAAUUUCAACUGGGUAAUUCGAACACAUCACUGGCAGAUGAGUGUUUUUCUCGCAUUUUAAGUGUAACGCAAGCGAAUUUAUUAUACAAUCAGAAUAGGAAAAUCAAUUAUAUGAUUCGAUAUUAUAUAAUUUAAU
Acromyrmex echinatior (Panamanian leafcutter ant) is the source of this 2174-nucleotide messenger RNA. It is a transcript of the gene Pgm1, whose product is annotated as phosphoglucose mutase 1. The record is from RefSeq and is a predicted model, not a curated record. Gene Ontology annotation, biological process: carbohydrate metabolic process. Gene Ontology annotation, cellular component: cytosol. Gene Ontology annotation, molecular function: magnesium ion binding; phosphoglucomutase activity. Lineage: Eukaryota; Metazoa; Arthropoda; Insecta; Hymenoptera; Formicidae.